This is a messenger RNA of Stegastes partitus (bicolor damselfish), 1258 nucleotides long. RefSeq names its product wingless-type MMTV integration site family, member 10a (gene wnt10a). Gene Ontology annotation, molecular function: frizzled binding; cytokine activity. Lineage: Eukaryota; Metazoa; Chordata; Actinopteri; Pomacentridae. The transcript has 4 exons. The record is from RefSeq and is a predicted model, not a curated record. Gene Ontology annotation, biological process: canonical Wnt signaling pathway; cell fate commitment; neuron differentiation. Gene Ontology annotation, cellular component: extracellular region. Bases 11 to 1258 code for a protein of 415 amino acids.
AGGCUCAAACAUGGACUCAUUCCUCAGAAUAACGUGCAUCUUGGUGGUUUUCUGUCUCUUGGAUAAAAGGGCAGACUCCAACGAAAUCUUGGGCCUGAAGCUCCCCAACAUUGACCCGAUCCUGAACGCCAACACGGUGUGUCUGACACUGCCAGGCUUGACACGGCGCCAGCUGGAGGUGUGCAUGCGUAACCCAGAUGUGACAGCCUCAGCAAUCCAGGGAAUCCAGAUUGCCAUCCAUGAGUGCCAGCACCAGUUCAGAGGGCACCGCUGGAACUGCUCCAGUCUGGAGACGAGAAAUAAAAUACCCUACGACAGCAUCGUCUUCAAAAGAGGUUUCAGAGAGAGCGCCUUCGCGUACGCCAUCGCAGCAGCAGGUGUGGUGCACGCCGUGGCCAACGCCUGCUCCAUGGGCAAACUGAAAGCAUGCGGCUGCGACGAGAAGCGGCGCGGGGACGAGGAGGCCUUCCGCAUCAAGCUGCACCGCCUGCAGCUGGAGGCCAUCCACCGAGGGAAGGGCAUGGUGCACGGCGUCAUGGAGCACUUCCCCGCCGACCUGCCGGGGCCCCAGGACUCCUGGGAGUGGGGCGGCUGCAGCCCCGACGUGGAGUUCGGAGAGAAGUUCUCGCGGGACUUCCUGGAUGCCCGUGAGACCUACAAGGACAUCCACGCUCGCAUGAGGCUGCAUAACAAUAGAGUCGGCAGGCAGGUGGUGCUCGACCACAUGAGAAGGAAAUGCAAGUGCCACGGGACGUCGGGGAGCUGCCAGCUGAAGACCUGCUGGCAGGUCACUCCGGAGUUCCGGGUGGUGGGCUCGAUCCUCAAAGAGCGCUUCCACAUCGCCACACUUAUCAAGGCUCACAACCGGAACACGGGACAGCUGGACCACUCCCACCACAACCAUCACAACCACCACAACCACCACAACCACCACAACCAUCACCACCAUCAGCACAACCACCACCACAACCACCACCACACGCAUCGGCGGCGGCCCAGCAUCAACGAACUGGUCUACUUCGAAAAGUCGCCGGAUUUUUGCGAGAGGGACCUGGGGUCGGACUCGGCGGGCACGCAGGGCCGGAUCUGCAACAAGACCAGCCCUGGCAUGGACAACUGUGAGAGCCUGUGCUGCGGCAGAGGCCACAACAUCCUGCAGCAGACGCGCAGCGAACGUUGCAACUGCAAGUUUCACUGGUGCUGCUACGUGGUCUGCGAAGAGUGCAGGAUAACAGAGUGGGUCAGCGUCUGUAAAUGA